This is a messenger RNA of Elephantulus edwardii (Cape elephant shrew), 2694 nucleotides long. It is a transcript of the gene MYRFL, whose product is annotated as myelin regulatory factor-like. The record is from RefSeq and is a predicted model, not a curated record. The transcript is spliced from 24 exons. Lineage: Eukaryota; Metazoa; Chordata; Mammalia; Macroscelidea; Macroscelididae. Gene Ontology annotation, biological process: protein autoprocessing; positive regulation of DNA-templated transcription. Gene Ontology annotation, cellular component: endoplasmic reticulum membrane; nucleus. Gene Ontology annotation, molecular function: DNA-binding transcription factor activity; sequence-specific DNA binding. The annotation marks the transcript as partial.
UUUGCAGCUCAAGGGGCCAGCAGUACCCUGGGGAACCCAGCUCUGGAUACCAACUUGCUGGAGGAGUUAAUUGGCCAUGACUUUGAUUUGGGGGCCUUGCAACGCCAGCUGCCGGAUACCCCACCCUAUUCUGCAUCAGACUCGUGCUCUCCUCCGCAGAUCAAAGGUCCAUGCUGCCAAACUCUGAUGCCGACUGAUGGGAGGACCCCAGCUCCCUUCGUCCACCCUGCAGCGGCUCCUGGGAUGGUGCCAUCUCAGCUGCUACAGAGCAUGUCUGAAAUUAGCAACUCUGACCAUAUCCAUGGUGGCUUUCACAACUGCUACCCACACACCAAUCACCCUGCCACUCCCCUGGACCAGUCUGUGUCAUCCCAUCUGGAGAUAGGCUGUUCUUAUCAUCAGCAGCCCCUGUGCCACAGCCCUGGAGAUUCACUGCCCCCAACCAAGAGGAGGCGGCACCCCCAGGGGCUGGGAGACUCCGAGGACUGCGGCGCGUGGGCCCACCACUCCAGACCAAUGACAAGUAGGAGUUCCAGCAACGACGUACAAGACCAUGACAGUGCGGGACAGAGUGCAGCACUUGCGGACCAGUGCUCUUCUGCUCUGAAGUGGCAGCCAUACCAAAGUGUCCCUUGGCACAGCUUACUAAACAAUCAUUAUGAAAAAUUACCUGAAGUAGGUUAUCGAGUUAUCACAGACAAAGGAUUUAAUUUUUCCCCAGUAGACGAAGCUUUUGUUUGCCAAAAGAAGAACCAUUUUCAGAUAUCCAUCCAUAUCCAAAUUUGGGGAAGCCCAAAAUUUGUCAAAACUCAAAUGGGCAUAAAGCCAAUAGAAAUGUUUUACUUGAAAGCUUUUGGAGUUAAGGUAGAAGCCACCAAUCAAAUAGUUGCUAUUGAACAGUCCCAAGCAGAUAGAAGCAAAAAGAUUUUCAAUCCUGUUAAAAUUGACCUCGUGGCUGACCAAGUCACCAAGGUAACAUUGGGAAGACUACACUUCAGUGAAACCACAGCAAAUAACAUGAGAAAGAAGGGAAAACCCAAUCCUGAUCAGAGAUACUUCAUGUUGGUGGUUGGAUUGUAUGCAGCAAACGAAGACCAAUUCUAUCUGCUGUCUGCACACAUCUCGGAGAGGAUCAUUGUGCGGGCCUCUAACCCUGGACAAUUUGAAAAUGACAGUGAUACAUUAUGGCAGCGAGGACAAGUUCCAGAGUCUGUCAUCUGUCGAGGCCGAGUUGGAAUAAACACUGAGACACCAGACGAAGCCCUGGUUGUCGGUGGCAACGUGAAAGUGAUGGGGUCAAUCAUGCAUCCUUCUGACAGCCGGGUGAAGCAGAAUAUCCAGGAGGUUGACACAAAUGAACAGCUGAGAAGAAUCGCUCAAAUGAGAAUUGUUGAGUAUGACUACAAACCUGAAUUUGCAUCUGCAAUGGGAAUAAACACUGCCCAUCAAACAGGAAUGAUUGCUCAAGAGGUGCAACAGAUCCUACCUGGAGCUGUGAGAGAGGUUGGUGAUGUCACCUGUGAAAACGGAGAAAAGUUGGAGAACUUCCUCAUGGUUGAUAAGGACCAGAUCUUUAUGGAGAAUGUAGGUGCAGUGAAGCAGCUCUGCAAACUAACCAACAACCUUGAAGAAAGGAUAGAAGAGUUAGAAAUAUGGAACAGAAAGCUGGCCAGGCUAAAGCGGCUCAGUAGUUUGAAGUCCUCUGUCAGUGAAGCCAGUUCAAUCAGCAAAUUUAGCAGAGCUGCUAGUGUAUCUUCUCCGAGAAGAUCCAGUCCCAAAAAACCCAACAAGGUUUAUUUUUCAGGAAAAAAACAGUCGUGUCCUAACUGGGUUUUCCAGACCUUGGUGAUAUCUCUAAUUGCUGUGAUGGCAUUUUGCGCGUUGACAAUAGUGUUCCUUUACAUACUUAGCUUGAAAGAUCAAGACCGUCUUGCUUCAAGUGUCCUUCCAAGCAAUAUCACAGGCUCUCUGAAGCCAGUCCUGCCAGCCACGGUCUCCUCCUCAGCACCUAAUAUAUCCCUGGCAACCACACAGCCUUCCUUCCAAAUACCAGAAAUCACUUUUUGUGAGGUCCUGCCAUGCCAAGAGACUUACUGCUGCCCCAUCUGGGGAAUCAGAAGAGUCAUUUCAAGUCCUAUGAGCAGACAAUCCAAGGAGGAGAAAGAACUCCAUCAGCCCUGGGCAGAAGAUAGAAAGAAAAUAUUCCUGGCGAGAAAUGCUUUGACCAGUCCCGACUGGACGAGUGACUGGAUUGAUACAACCAUCAGUUCCAUUCAGAUCAUGGAAAUCCAGCAAAGGAUAGAUCAUCGGUACUGUAGUAGAAGCCUCCAGUGCGGGUCUGGAAAUUACAAUUACAAUAUUCCAGUUAAUAAGCACACACCUACCAAUGUCAAAUUCUCUCUGGAAAUCAACACAACAGAGCCAUUGAUAGUCUUCCAGUGCAAAUUUACCCUUGGAAAUAUAUGUUUCCACAGUAAAAGGGAGGCCAAAGGGAUCCAGAGUCACAGGGAAAUCUCCCAGGAGAUGACACAGGGCUAUCAGCACAUUUGGAAUCUUCCCGUAGCUCCUUUCUCUGACAGUGCAUACCAUUUUCGUGUAGCUGCACCGGAUUUAGCUGACUGUUCGACAGAUCCUUAUUUUGCUGGGAUAUUCUUUACAGAUUACUACUUAUACUUCUAUCGACGCUGUGUCUAA